AUGAUUUAAGUAUCUUGGAUCAUAUGUAGCAAGUGAUGGAGGAAUAGAUGCAGAAAUCCAACAUAGAGUUCGGAGUUGAUGGCUGAACUGGAGAAAGAUGAGUGAUAAGUGCUGUGUGAUAAGAAAAUAAGCUGCAAAAUGAAAGGAAAAUUAAAGAAAACUGUGGUAAGACUUGCAAUGUUCAGUGCUGAGAUGUGGGCAAUUAAAAGAGACCAGGAAAAGAAGAUGGAGAGAGUGGAGAUGAAAAUGCUGAGAUGGAUAUGUGAUGUGAUGAAGAAGGACAGAAUUAGGAAUGAUUACUUAAGAGGAACCAUCAGAGUGGGUUCUGUAAGUACAAAGGUGCAGCAAAGUAGAUUAAAAUGGUUUGGACAUGUGAGGGACUAUGUUGGAAAGAGAAUUGGGAAGUUGAAAAUGAUAGAGAGGAGAAAUCGGGGAAGACCAAAGCUGAGAUGGAGAGACAAGGUGGCAGAGGAUUUGGGAGAGAGGAGAUGGAGGAGAGAGGACACCCUGGAUAGAGAAGUGGAGAAAACAGAUUAAAGAUGGGAAUACUGAUCCCAUAUAAACAUGAGAAAAAGCACAGAUAAAGAAGUUUAUAUAUAGUUUAGUAAUAUGCCUCAGAAAUCUAAAA
Molecule: messenger RNA, 628 nt
Organism: Centruroides sculpturatus (bark scorpion)
Lineage: Eukaryota; Metazoa; Arthropoda; Arachnida; Scorpiones; Buthidae
Exons: 1
Coding region: 139-537 (132 amino acids)
Source: RefSeq, a predicted model, not a curated record